CGUGUUCCAGCUUUCCACACAGCCGAGGAGAUAAACCAUCUGUGCGGAAAUACAUUGUGUUAAGGACGGACACGAGAAACAAUUUAAACGGAGUGACAUGUCGCCUUCUUGUGCUCAAACAACUAAGUGAUCCAUCUUUUCUAACGUAGACGAUCUUCGGCGGAGCUAGCCGGCUAACUACUAGCGCAAAGAGACGCCAUUAGUUAGGUGAAAAGAAGGCAUUCGCAUUAGGCUGAAAGGGGAAGUAGCUCACUGUUUAGACACGUUUCCCUCACACUUGUUGGUAGAUAUUGAUACAAGUGAGAUUCGCUUAUGCUGUCGAAGUGUUUUGUCCUGAUUUUAGCUGUUUUUGUAAAGUCGGAAGCUGAUGUGAGCUACGCAGGACUUGAGUUCCGACGGGGUUAGCAUUAGCAGUGCUAGCUUGAUAGCGCUUGUUUUGAUAAAUCCGAGGACUUGUUUUAUAGACUGCCAGCCAUGGCGGCAGGGGGCACGGCCAGCAAAACGUACUCGUUCAAGGUGGUGUUGCUGGGGGAAGGCUGUGUGGGGAAGACGUCGCUGGUGCUGCGAUACUGCGAAAACAAAUUCAACGACAAACACAUCACAACUCUACAGGCGUCCUUUCUCACAAAGAAGCUUAACAUCACAGGAAAGAGAGUUAAUUUGGCCAUAUGGGACACAGCAGGUCAGGAGCGUUUUCAUGCGUUAGGUCCCAUCUACUACAGAGACUCCAAUGGAGCCAUACUAGUGUACGACAUCACAGACGAAGACUCCUUUCAGAAGGUGAAGAACUGGGUGAAAGAGUUGAGGAAAAUGUUGGGGAACGAGAUUUGUUUAUGUAUAGUAGGUAAUAAAAUUGAUCUGGACAAAGACAGACACGUUUCAGUGGAAGAGGCUGAGAGUUACGCCGAGUCGGUGGGGGCCAAACAUUACCACACAUCGGCCAAGUUAAACAAAGGCAUCGAGGAGCUCUUCCUGGAUCUCUGUAAAAGGAUGAUGGAAACAGCUCAGGCCGAGGAGAGGUUGAAGGGCAACGGAGCCAGCCAAUCAGCAUCGAGUAGGCGAGGUGUACAGAUCGUCGACGACGAACCACAAGCCACGCCCGCCGGAGGAUGCUGCUCUUCUGGCUAACACACACACACACAGACGAACACACACACACACACACAUCAUAUUCACACACACACAUUCUCGAGUGUCUCUUGUCCAAUCGUUGGUCGGCUCUAAAAUCCUAAAUUAAUCCCCGUUUUUGUUUGCUGUCUCUGCUGCUAAAGAGCAAAUCAUAUUUAAAAUGUUUUAAUCAUUGUUCCCUUCAAAAUAAAAGCAUCUUAUGGUUAAAGCGAGUGCGCUUUCAGCGAUUUAAAUUGGACUAAAAUCACAUUUUCAACUUUGGUUGCUAUAAUUGAAAAAACUAAAGACUCCCGCAGAGGAAGCCUGAAGGCCACUCCACCUCCAGUCCACAGCUUUACUAAGUGACAUUAAUAUCAGAGCUUUAGGACAUAAAAUGACUCAGACGUCAGCAGAGAUUUAUGUUGUUGUUGUUUUUUGGGUUGAAUCUCUUGAGGGAUAAAAUAUACAUCCAGACAUACAAGCACACACUGUAUAAACCUCCAUUAAUCAUAUUUAUCUAAACACAUGAACACCUUUCCUGUUUCAGACCCAGAGGAGCAGCAGGUGGACUGUCUGUGGUGAAACGGCUCCACCUGCUGGAGAAAAGGCAAACUGCAGUAAAUUAAAGGGCACGUUCAGUUUCAGGUCUGAACGUCCUCAAACUGUAAAUAUCACGACUCGGCUGCUCCGCGAGAGAUGAAGGUUUAAAGUUAACACGAGGGUUCAGCAGUCUGACAGUUCAUGGUCUUCCUCAGCAGUCGGCGUUUCCUCAGUGGUCAUCAUGUGACCCGAGGACUGACCUUCAACCAGCUGAGCUGUCCCUGUGACACACUGCACUUCACCUGCUGAGGAAGACCAUGAGAGGGAGGUGAAAGACUGAAAAAGCCAGUAAGUGGACUCGUUGCUGUUGAUGGACGUUAUUGUUCCACGAUGCAGCGAGGCUACGCUAAAGAGACUUAAAGUGAUUGAGACUGUCGACGCCUCAGACACGAUUUCACUGCGUCCUCCAUCUUUAACAAACGUACCUGUUCAGAGCCAGUUAGAGAAGAGGGACCAGCGAAAAACCAGAUCGGACACAAACAGCAGAAACUGAGCGGCUCCACAAAUCACAUCGAGUCCAGAACGUCGGGAAAUGAUUUUCAACAGGAAGUCAGUCUACUGAGCGUGCUCAGUGCGUCCCGGUCAGCGCGGCAGCGAAUCAGGUGCAGCAGGUCAUUCAUCUUCGAACCGGAUCUGAGGUUUUCAACUUCAAAUUCACUGUGUUAAAAUCAUAAAUCACCAAUAACGAGAAAAACUCUGAUCAGAGUGAGUCUGUUGUUUUAUCUUAAUGUUUUAUUUCUCCAAAACCUGAAAAUGUUCACAAAUCAGAAAAGCAGCUGAGAAACUGGAAGACGCUGAUUGAUCCUCAAUCAACUAAUCAAUGAGUCGUCAAAGCUCGGCUGUCGAUCGUCCGCACGUUCAGAGACUUUUAGGAAACUUCUCAAACAUCAGUUGUAAUUUCAUCAGAUUCAGGCUGCAGCAGCUGAAAGAAGAAAAGGUCAAACUGAUGUUUUUAGAUUCAUUUUGUCCUCGAAAGAAAGAAAUCAGAUCAUCACAACAGUCAGUUCAGUCUCUUUGUGUUUGCUGCUGCUCCUUCAUCCUCCUCUUCCUCGACAUGAUUUUAAAACACACACACACACACACACACACACACACCUGGACAGAGAAAUAUUACCGUGCAUGUUUGAUUUCUGUAAAAGGCUUUGUUUGUUUUUCAUUUAAAAGAAAUGGUGAAUAAAAAACUGAGCAGCCGUUAUUUAAUAAGUUAUAUUCACGUGGCGGUGAUGGAAGUCUGUACAUGAACAAAGUUUUCUCUGUACUCUCUACUGUGUACUUUUACUGUUGUUUUCCUCCGGGCCUGUAGCUUCAUUAAUCUCUGCUUACUGAAAAAAACCACAGCGACGCUGUUGGUCGUCCUCGCAGGAUGUUUGAUCUGCCUUUGGGAAUAAUCGACGUACAGCGAAGAAGAGAAACCAGACGCCGCUCUGUCCUGUUCGUUCUGGAAUACUGGAAAAACAUUAAAAUGUGGUUGAAAAGGAAAAAAAAAUCAUCGCACUUUUUGGAAAUGUAAUUUUUUAAACUGCUAGUGUCAAAAGUGUUUUUGUAAAGAUAAUAGAACAAUUAUAACGAUUUACACAAC
This is a messenger RNA of Chelmon rostratus (copperband butterflyfish), 3286 nucleotides long. It is a transcript of the gene rab21, whose product is annotated as RAB21, member RAS oncogene family. The record is from RefSeq and is a predicted model, not a curated record. Lineage: Eukaryota; Metazoa; Chordata; Actinopteri; Chaetodontiformes; Chaetodontidae. Gene Ontology annotation, biological process: Rab protein signal transduction. Gene Ontology annotation, molecular function: GTPase activity; GTP binding. The coding region runs from base 475 to 1128 and encodes 217 amino acids. The transcript has 7 exons.